Limulus polyphemus (Atlantic horseshoe crab) is the source of this 1479-nucleotide messenger RNA. RefSeq names its product atrial natriuretic peptide receptor 1-like. The annotation marks the transcript as partial. The transcript is spliced from 12 exons. NCBI's taxonomy places the organism in Eukaryota, Metazoa, Arthropoda, Merostomata, Xiphosura, Limulidae. The record is from RefSeq and is a predicted model, not a curated record. Gene Ontology annotation, molecular function: protein kinase activity; ATP binding; guanylate cyclase activity. Gene Ontology annotation, biological process: cGMP biosynthetic process; receptor guanylyl cyclase signaling pathway; protein phosphorylation.
GUAGUGGCAAACUAUUACGGUGACAGUGGACAAUUUGAAGAUGUUCCAGGAAUGAAAAUUCAUUGGGCUGGGGGGCGAAAAGAUCCUCCACCAGAUACUCCAGCUUGUGGAUUUGACAAUUCCAAAUGUCCAGAUAAUGAGUUAGAACUAGAUAAUUGUUACACCUUUUCCCUAACUUUUCCCAUCAGACACUUCAAGUUAGAGGCUGAAUUAGCGUCCAUGACUUGGAAGAUUAAAUGGGAUGAUAUAACAACAGCAUCAAACGAACUGAAAGGCCUAGGCUCGAGAAGAAGCUUGACUCGAAUCAGUCAUACGAGUGAAUGUUCUUCGGACACUUUCGCUUUGACUGCUCUAAAUAGACAGGUAUUCGUCAGGACAGGUUAUUACAAGGGAACUGUUGUAGCUAUUAAGCCUAUCAACAAACCUCGCAUAGAUAUCAACCGUCCUUUGCUAGUAGAAUUGAAGAGGAUGAAGGAUCUACAACAUGACCACAUUGUGCGCUUUAUUGGAGCAUGCAUAGAUCCUCCUCACUGUUGCUUGGUAACGGAAUACUGCCCAAAAGGAAGUUUGCAAGAUAUCUUGGAGAAUGACGAGAUAAAGCUUGACUGGAUGUUCCGGUACUCACUUAUGCAUGAUUUAAUAAAGGGUAUGACUUAUUUACACAACAGCGAAAUACGUUACCAUGGUAACCUCAAGUCUCCCAAUUGCGUGGUUGACAGUAGGUUCGUAUUGAAGAUCAAGGACUUCGGUCUCCAUGGCUUUCGAAUUUACAAGGAGAACGGAAACUUGGAUUCGUACGCAUACUGGAGAAGAAAACUGUGGACAGCUCCCGAACUAUUGCGUAUGUCUAAUCCACCACUAGAGGGCACGCAAAAAGGAGAUGUUUACUCCUUUGCUAUCAUUGCUCAUGAAGUUGUGGUAAGACAAGGAACAUUCUACCUUGGCCUCAUGGAACUCAGUCCUAAAGAAAUAGUGGAGCUAGUCAAAAAACAAUCGAAGCCGUAUUUCCGGCCUCUAUUGGAAGAAGAUUUGUGUAACAAUGAGUUAGUUCAGAUGAUCAAGCGCUGCUGGGAAGAAGACCCUGCUGACCGACCCGAUUUCCAGAACCUCAAGUCCAUCAUCCGCAAACUUAACAAAAAUAAUGAGAGUGGAAACAUCCUGGAUAAUCUUCUCUCCCGUAUGGAACAAUACGCCAACAAUCUGGAGUCUUUGGUUGAAGAACGAACGGCUGACUAUCUGGAAGAGAAACGUAAAGCAGAGGACCUGCUCUAUCAACUUUUACCAAAAUCUGUAGCAAGUCAACUAAUUCGUGGUGAAGUUGUAACAGCCGAAGCAUUCGACAGUGUUACCAUCUAUUUUAGUGACAUCGUGGGAUUUACCGCAAUCUCGGCCCAAAGUACACCUAUGGAGGUUGUUGACUUGCUCAAUGAUCUGUACACCUGUUUCGAUUCAAUCAUUGAAAACUUCGACGUGUAUAAG